This is a messenger RNA of Drosophila innubila, 1197 nucleotides long. RefSeq lists its product as uncharacterized. The coding region runs from base 256 to 1044 and encodes 262 amino acids. The transcript is spliced from 4 exons. NCBI's taxonomy places the organism in Eukaryota, Metazoa, Arthropoda, Insecta, Diptera, Drosophilidae. The record is from RefSeq and is a predicted model, not a curated record.
UUAGAUUUACAUUUUGAUAUUUUAAUACUUAUCUGCGAACAACUUGAUAACUUCGAUGAUAAGAAAAACUUUGCCAAGACACAUCCAAAACUAUGGGAGGUGUUUGUUUAUCAGAGCCGAAAGGAAGUUCAAAGUGCAAUUCGCUUUAACAGCAGUGGAAAGUAUGUUGGACUUUGGGACUUUUAUUUAGAGUGGUGGGGUCCAAGUAUUACCUCAAUCGAGAGUAUCGGUAAUAAUGUUGACUCAGGAGAACUGAUGGAAAUUGCUGCUAAAUAUUGCCACAAUUUAGAACACAUAAUGUUCACGCUAAAAGAUGACAGUAUUAAAAAACUUAAAGAUAAUUUGUCAAAACUGAGAAUGGUCAAGGAAAUUGAAGUGUUUCAAGCACGUGAUCGAUUGAAGCCAACUUUCAAUAUGCUUAUUAAAGCAUUGAGCAACUUAAAAAGUCUACGUUGUCUACACAUGACUUAUGUUUAUUUGGAUAGGAAUGAAAUCACACUUUUGAGCAAAUUGAAUCAAUUAGAGGAAUUGAGAAUUAAUUCUAUUAAAGUGGAUAAUAUGAAUGAUCUAUUCCUUUUGCUUGGACAUCUUCGUAUAUUACGAAUAUAUAAUACUAAUAUCACGUUGGACAGCCCAUAUAAUGGUCAACUACAAGUUCUUGACAUAAAUUGCUUAUCUGUGAGCGAAAGGACAAUCGUACACUUAGCUAAACUUCACACUCUCAAACAGCUGUUCUGUAAAAGAAUUUUACCAUGUUCAAUUAAUGUACUUGUCAAAAUGUCAUUGGAGCAAAUUUAUACAAAAUCUAUUGACCAUAUUGAUAUAUUGCGAUUGGUGAAAGAAUGCUCUUCAUUAAAUGCUCUUGGUUGUUAUGGUUAUGGCAUGGAUAAGGAAUUUCUACGUACACUUUUGGAUUUAGUGGAGGCGAGAGGCUUUCAGCCUGAGCGGCCUUUCUGCCUAAGUAUCGAGGUUUUUGAAAUCAAAUCAAAGUUAAUAACUCAACUUGUAUCUUUCCCGAAUUCAAAACUAUUAAAAAUUGCUUAAAAAUUACAACGACUAUUAUGCGAUAGUUUAAUUGGAAAACUAGUACACUAUUAUUCGCCGAUGUUAUUGUAUAUUAAAAAAAUUAUAAGUCCGUUUUGUCAAAGAUGAUUAAUGCCAAUGUAUUCAAUAAGUUUCUAAAUGGAUAUUAUCGAA